Umbelopsis ramanniana AG is the source of this 839-nucleotide messenger RNA. RefSeq lists its product as uncharacterized. The record is from RefSeq and is a predicted model, not a curated record. The coding region runs from base 46 to 462 and encodes 138 amino acids. Gene Ontology annotation, molecular function: box H/ACA snoRNA binding. Gene Ontology annotation, biological process: snoRNA guided rRNA pseudouridine synthesis; ribosome biogenesis. NCBI's taxonomy places the organism in Eukaryota, Fungi, Mucoromycota, Umbelopsidomycetes, Umbelopsidales, Umbelopsidaceae. Gene Ontology annotation, cellular component: box H/ACA snoRNP complex. The transcript has 4 exons.
AGGCAAACCUCUUACACAGUCUCCAACUUUUAUAAUCUAAACAAAAUGGGCUCUGGAGGAUUUGGUGAUCGUGGUGGUGGACGUGGAGGAUUCCGAGGUGCUCCCAGAGGCGGUGGCCGCGGUGGCCGAGGUGGCUUCGGAGGUGGUUUCCAACAAGGUCCUCCUGAUGAAAUUGUUCCCAUGGGCAGCUUCAUGCAUGCUUGCGAAGGUGAAAUUGUCUGCAAGUCUAUCAACGCAAAAAUCCCUUACUUCAACGCUCCAAUCUUCAUUGAAAAUAAAACACAAAUCGGCAAGGUUGACGAAAUUCUCGGACCUUUGAACGAAGUAUAUUUCACUGUCAAGACUCAAGAUGGAAUCCAAGCUGGAUCUUACUCUGCUGGUGACAAGUUCUACAUUGGCACCGACAAACUUCUUCCCAUAGAGCGAUUCUUGCCAAAGCCCAAGGUUGUUGGUAAAGGUUAGUGGAAAUUUUCAUACCUAAUUUUUUUUUAUCAUGAAUCAUUUGACACAGACUUACCAAAUAUUACUACUAGCCUCAAAGCCUACCGGUCUUCAAGGCAAGGUAGAAAAGAGAGGUGGUGGCCGAGGAGGUGGCCGUGGUGGCUUCAGUGGCCGUGGUGCUCCCCGCGGUGGAAGAGGAGCACCCCGAGGUGCUUCACGCGGUUUCUCUCGUGGUGCUCCCCGUGGAGGAUCUCGUGGAGGCUUCAGAGGAGGUCGUGGAGGUUUCUAAAGAACUACUACAUACACAAAAAAAUCACCAGCUAAAUUUCAUUUCAAAUUCGUAAAUAAGAUCAAUAAAAUUUCAUCCAAAGCAGCUCGCAUCAUUUAUAUAUGAAUGU